Molecule: messenger RNA, 1744 nt
Organism: Nelumbo nucifera (sacred lotus)
Lineage: Eukaryota; Viridiplantae; Streptophyta; Magnoliopsida; Proteales; Nelumbonaceae
Biological process (GO): GPI anchor biosynthetic process
Cellular component (GO): endoplasmic reticulum membrane
Molecular function (GO): hydrolase activity, acting on ester bonds
Source: RefSeq, a predicted model, not a curated record
GAAAAUCGAGUGCAGUUCGAGGGGAUUUUUUUUUGGUUAUUGUUUUCAUUUUCUACAUGAGAUCUAUUUGGUUUUCCUCUAAUAAUUUCACAAAUGCAAAAUCCUAAGUCUUUCUUGGAUCACUUCAUGAAUGCUUCUUUUAAGUGAGGUCUCUGUGUCGAAAUCUCGUGGGUGAAUUAGAGGUUCUGGUUCGUUUCCCUUUUCUCGUGGUAUGGAUCUUCUUUGUGUUCAUAACCUCUGGAAUAUCACUCUGACAGUCUGACUUCAACGUUUGACUGGUUUCCAAACAUUUUAAGAUGGCAUAUUACCAUUUGGUUGCCUUUCUUGUGGCGCUUUCUUGUUUCCUUGGAGUACUCAAUGCUAGUGCUGGUGAUGUUGAUCCACAAUACAGGACUUGUGUGGAUCAGUGCAAGAAGUCUGGAUGCAUUGGAGAUGCAUGUUUUGCAAGUUGUAAUUCCUCUUCUGGUGGUAUCUCCAUCACUGGUCAAUGGAGCAUGAAAGAACCACUUUACCUGCGUUGGAAACAAUGGGAUUGUCAAAGCGACUGUAGAUAUCACUGCAUGGUUGAGAGAGAGAAAGAACGAGAAGUACUUGGUGCAAGACCUGUUAAAUAUCAUGGAAAGUGGCCCUUCAGGCGUAUUUUUGGGAUUCAGGAGCCUGUUUCAGUUGUAUUCUCUUUCUUCAAUCUUGCUAUGCAUUUUCAUGGCUGGUUAUCCUUUCUCAUCCUUCUGUACUACAAGUUGCCUCUAAGGUCUCAAAGUAGGAAGACCUAUUAUGAGUACACCGGCUUGUGGCAUAUUUAUGGGUUCUUGGCAAUGAACUCGUGGUUUUGGAGUGCUGUUUUUCAUAGUCGUGAUGUAGAUCUAACAGAGAAGCUAGACUACUCAUCUGCUGUGGCAUUACUUGGAUAUACUCUUAUUCUGGCCAUACUACGGACUUUCAAUGUGAGGGCUGAGGCUGCUAGAGUCAUGGUUUCUGCUCCAUUGAUUGCAUUUGUGACAACCCAUAUAUUAUAUCUCAAUUUCUACAAGCUUGACUAUGGAUUAAACAUGAAAGUGUGUGUUUCUAUGGGUGUAGUUCAGCUUCUCCUGUGGGCUGUUUGGGCUGGUCUCACUCACCAUCCUUCACGUUGGAAGUUAUGGGUGGUUGUUGUAGGAGGUGGUCUUGCUAUGCUUUUGGAGAUCUAUGAUUUUCCUCCAUACAAGGGAUUUGUUGAUGCUCAUGCUCUAUGGCAUGCCACUACCAUCCCCCUUACCAAUCUGUGGUGGAGCUUCAUCAAGGAUGACGCCAAGUUUAGGACUAUGAACCUUGUCAAGAAGGUAAGAUAACUAAUAUUGUUAUGGCUUUGUAGGUUUCUGCUGGUCAACUGUUUCUAGAGGGAAUGCCAAAGAAGGUAAAGCAAAGUAUAUUUUUCCAAACGAAAACAAAAGAGCAAGAUAUCGAUACCAUCAUACUGAUGUUGACUCGACCACUCAACUUAAUUGGUAGUGUGGAUUUCUUUGUGCUUUGGAAGUUGGAACAUUGAGGCUAUUGUUUUUGAUUACGAUGAUUUGGGUGUUGGGAUACUGAUACAUCAUUAUCAUGCAUGUUGAAUUAGUUUUCUUUACUCCCUUUGUUUGUAAGUGCAAAUCUAAAGGUAUUCAAAAUAUUCACCAGUUUCAGAUUUGUAUGUCUUUGCAACGAUGGUUUUGAAUACCUUUGUUUGGUCUCAUUUGCACUUUAAUGGCAAUGCAAAUUUUGCAUC